AUGGCAUUUGCAGAAAUGCUUAUGGACCCUGUUCAGGGGCUUUUGGUUUUUACAGACGUGGCCAUACGUUUCUCCCAGGAGGAAUGGGGGCUCCUUGAUGAGGCUCAGAGAAGCCUGUACCACAGCGUGAUGCUGGAGAACUUUGCACUUUUGUCAUCACUAGGUUGCUGGCAUGGAGCCCAGGAUGAGGAGGCCCCUUCAGAGCAAGAUGUUUCUGUAGGAGGGUCACAGGUCAGGACCCCAAAGCCAGGCCCAUCCAUCCAGAAGUCCCAGCCCUGUGAGACGUGUAGCUUGCUCUUGAAAGACCUUUUGCACUUGGCUGAGCAUGAUGGAACACACCCUGAGCGAGGCUUGCACACUUGUGGGGGAAAGCAUUUCCAGCACCAAAAGCAUCAAAUUAGAGAGAAACUUUCCAGAAGUGAUGAGGGGAGGCCUUCAUUUGUGAAGAGCUGCAGAGGUCACAUGACAGAGAUGACCUUUACAUGCAGGGAAGGUGGGAAGGACUUCCCAGCCAGCUUAGGCCUUCUCCAACCACAGGUUCCUCAUGUUGUAGGAAAGCCACACUGGGACACGGCAGGUGGAGAGGCCUUUCAGAAUGAACAGAAUUAUAAGUGCACCCAGUGUGGGAAAACCUGCAGUCAUAAACAUAUACUUGUCGACCAUGAGAAAAUCCACACUGGAGAAAAGCUUUAUGAGUACAGGGAAUGUGGGAAGGCCUUCCUUAGAAAGUCCCACCUCCAUCAGCACCAGAAGGGCCAUGAUGAAGAUCAGCUUUAUGAGAACCCAGAACGUGGAGGAUUCUUUACACAGAUACCUGGCCUCAGUGACCACCAGGGUAUUCACACCAGGCCGAGGCCUUUUGAGUGCAACCAAUGUGGGAAGGGUUUCCUUCGACUCUCCCAACUUGUUGGUCACCAGAAAAUCCACACAGGAGAAAGACCUUAUGGCUGUAGUGAAUGUGGAAGUUUUUUUAGGAAUCGCUCUACACUCAUUAGACAUCAGAGAGUUCACACUGGCGAAAGGCCGUAUGAGUGCGGUGAAUGUGGAAAAGCUUUCACCCGCAAACAUAAACUUGUUGAGCAUCAGAAAAUCCACAGUGGUGAAAAGCCUUAUGAGUGCAGUGAAUGUGGGAAAGCCUUCAGCCGCAAAGACAAAGUUGUGGAACACCAGAAAAUCCACACUGGAGAGAGGCCUUAUAAGUGCAGUGAAUGUGGAAAAGCUUUCAGUCGCAAACAUAAACUUGCUGAGCACCAGAAAAUCCACACUGGAGUAAGGGCUUAUGAGUGCAGAGAAUGUGGGAAAUUCUUUAUGGACAGCUCCUCACUCAUUAUUCAUCAGAGAGUUCACACUGGAGAAAGGCCUUAUGAGUGUGACAAAUGUGGGAAAUUCUUUAGGUACCGCUUCACACUCAUUAGACACCAGAGAACUCACACUGGAAAAAGGCCUGAUGAAUGCAGCAAUGUAGGAAAUCCUUUAGUUGCAACUCCACGCUCAUUAGACGUCAGACAAAUCACAGUAGAGAACAGUCUUAUUACUGCAGCAAAUGUGGGAAGUUUUUGUGGUACAACUCCAGUCUCAUUACACAACAGAGAGUUCACGCUGAUGGGAGAGUCCUUAUGA
Odobenus rosmarus divergens (Pacific walrus) is the source of this 1620-nucleotide messenger RNA. Its product is annotated as zinc finger protein 17. Gene Ontology annotation, biological process: negative regulation of transcription by RNA polymerase II. The transcript has 3 exons. The record is from RefSeq and is a predicted model, not a curated record. Bases 1 to 1620 code for a protein of 539 amino acids. Gene Ontology annotation, molecular function: DNA-binding transcription repressor activity, RNA polymerase II-specific. NCBI's taxonomy places the organism in Eukaryota, Metazoa, Chordata, Mammalia, Carnivora, Odobenidae.